Epinephelus moara (kelp grouper) is the source of this 1334-nucleotide messenger RNA. RefSeq names its product ladderlectin-like. Gene Ontology annotation, cellular component: external side of plasma membrane; membrane. Gene Ontology annotation, molecular function: carbohydrate binding. The record is from RefSeq and is a predicted model, not a curated record. The coding region runs from base 571 to 1035 and encodes 154 amino acids. The transcript has 7 exons. Gene Ontology annotation, biological process: biological process involved in interspecies interaction between organisms. Lineage: Eukaryota; Metazoa; Chordata; Actinopteri; Perciformes; Serranidae.
UGAACUAACUCAAAUCAGCUGUUCUGGAACUGGAUACUCAGAGUUUCCCAUCUCAGGGUAAAUCAACUCAGAGCUCAGGGUUAGACUUAGAGUUUGUUGAACCUCCUACCUGGAAUACCCCUCCGACCAAUUGGUUCCAACUGGCUCAGGUUAUACAUGACAGAAGAGGGGCAGGAGCUUCGUUUCAACACAGGCCCUCGUUGGCUGUUGCAGGCUGUAGACGGGACAGGGAAGCUCCUAACUGGUCGAGUGAGGUGUCAAUCGAAAGCCCAGAGUGCAGGCUACAUUUUGAAUGCAGGACCGGCGGUAAUCUCACAUGUAAACCGGAGUUACAAUGAGAAAUACAGCGGCAUUUUUAGACAUUGACUGGCGCAUUUCCAACGACGCAGCAGUGGUUCGUGGAUAUUUACUGGUAUAACAAUGUGUUUUGGACUAAAUACUUUACUGGAUUCGAUUGACUGGACCUUUGUGAAUGUAACAAGAUCAUGUUUGUGGAAAUACUUCUGACCGGAGGAUGACUAUGAGGCUUCAUUGGUAAUUAUCAACUUUGAGAUCUGCAUCAUCUCCACGAUGAAGACGCUGACUGUGUUUGCGCUUCUUUGUGCUAUGAUGGCAUUGACCACAGCUGCUGCUCUGUCCGAGGUGAAGGAUGAACACGGGACAGUGGAAGUAAUUCAAGAAGGAGAGCAUCACGUCAUUGAGAGAUCAACAUCUUGCCCCGGUGGUUGGAAUCUGAUUAAUGGCCGCUGUUUCCUCUAUGUUCCACGAUCCAUGUCUUGGGCUCGAGCUGAGUUAAACUGCCAGUCCAUGGGUGCAAACCUUGCUUCUGUACAUCUAGCUGAGGAGUAUCAUGAGCAUUACUGGUUCUGGAGUGAUGGCACAUCUUUCAACUACCGGAGAUGGUGUCAUGGAGAGCCUAAUAACGGUGGUGGUGCAGGGCAGCAUUGUAUACAGAUGAAUUACUCAGGUGGGAGGUGCUGGAAUGACCUCCAAUGCUCCGACAAGUUACCGUCUGUCUGUGCCAGGAAGAGAUGAUGAUUCCAGGUCUGACACAGAGACAUGAAGAACCUGCUUUCAUAUACAUCUUUCUUUACACCCUCAGUCUCACAUGUGAGCUGAGUUUGUCUUUGCUAUCGCUGUAACGCUACUGAAGGAAUGAAGCGACAAGUGACAUGAACAGGAGCUGGAUUGUCUCUGAGGCCUUGUGCCUUUAAUGAGAGCAGACUGAAUGUGUUAUGAAAAGAAUGCUUUUAGCACAAAUCUACAUAUAUUCUGCAAAGUAAACUCUUCUUUCUUGUCUUAUGCAAAAUUAAAGGCUCAAGCAUCCAAACAAA